Messenger RNA from Nerophis lumbriciformis (worm pipefish), 4315 nucleotides. RefSeq names its product negative regulator of reactive oxygen species (gene nrros). Lineage: Eukaryota; Metazoa; Chordata; Actinopteri; Syngnathiformes; Syngnathidae. The record is from RefSeq and is a predicted model, not a curated record. Gene Ontology annotation, molecular function: protein binding.
UCUUUAAGUCAGGACAUUACUGGAGCAUCACGCAUGAGAACACACACUACGGCGGCGGCGACAUGGUCAUGGGAACAGGCGUCUGUGGCUUGGGGAAUCCACACCUAACCACCACCUGAGGAUGUUAAAAUGUCAGUUCACGGCCCUUCGCUGUGUCGCUUACUAUUAUUCUUCAUGUCCCUACGGAGCACCUUGACGCCGGCCUCAAGUCAUCCACCACAUCAUCCGUGCCGCCUGACACAAAGGACAGCUCUCUGCAACAAUAGCAACCUAACGUCUGUUCCUGCGGGACUACCAGGUAGCACCGAGGAGCUUCAGCUCAAUUUUAAUCUCAUUAAGACACUACAGGGCAAUUGUCUUCAAUACCCCUCACUCACUACCCUCAGUUUAGCCUGCAAUAAUCUGGAGACAUUAAAGCGGAACACUUUUCAGCACUCCAAAUUGUUAAAAAGUCUCAAUUUUGCUAAUAAUAAUCUGUACGUCAGCUACGAAGAAACCAGCAAUGCUCUAAAGAUGCUACCCGAGCUCAAAUCUUUAGAUCUAUCAGAGAAUAAGAUGGAUGAAGAAAUGGCUGCAGUUCUUCUUCAAAAUCUGACGUCUUUGGAGUACCUAAAUCUUUCUGGAAACCUCUUGCAACGCAUCGAUGAGACCACGUUUAGGGAUCUUCACCUACUCAAAGAGCUGGACCUGCAGAGGAACCUCCUGUUUGAGAUCGACAAUGCCUUUGACAACACUCCCAAACUACAGCGGCUCAAUUUGGCCAUCAAUCACCUGCCCUGCCUGACUGACUUCCACAUGACCCAGCUGGUGGUUCUCAACGCCAGCCACAACUUCAUCGAGUGGUUCAUCUCCAGGCAGGACGUCAAUGACACCUUCCAAAUAGAGACGCUCGAUCUGUCCGAUAACAAACUGCUAUUUUUUCCUUUCUUACCCAACGUGAGCCGCUUGAGAAAUCUUUACCUGUCCUACAACAGCGUGAGUUUCUACGAGCACCUGGAGGACAACGUCACGUACCCAAACCUGACCACUACGGUGGAAUUCUACAACACGAUGAGGAACACUACGAACAUAACAGCUAGGCUGUGGGAUGACAACCUUCACGGGGACAUCUCCUCGGUCGAGAUGUUAGACCUGCGAGGAAAUCAGUUGCAGUACUUCCCACAGGGAUUCAUCCGGAAAAUGCCAUUCCUGUCUCGACUCCGGUUGUGUGGAAACUGUCUGGAAAGUUUGAAUCUGACUUUGGAGCAGUUCUCUGGGAGCUUGUUUGAGUUGGAUGUUAGCAACAACCGCCUAAAGGAGAUUGUGACCAAUGACGUUACACUGGGAACUCUUAGCAAUCUCACAUACCUCAACCUCAGCCUCAAUGACCUUGACUGCGGAUCUUCUGGACUGUUCUUUGCAUUGUCAAGCCUUGGAUCAGUGGACCUGAGUUACAACAACAUCGGCACGUGUCUUCCUGACGAAGCUGAGGCCAGCUCAGGCUCGAACACAGCGUCUGUGGACUGGAAAACAACCGUGUCCUUAAGGCGGCUUUACUUAAAGGGAUGCAAUCUCGGAAAAAUUCCUCCGUCUGCAUUCUCUGGCAUGUCUCUCACACAUUUAGACCUGUCUGACAACCCUGAGCUAAGUGGCCAACCGUCCAUACAAAGUUUGAGCAGCACAUUACAGCACUUAGGUUUGGGAAACACACACAUCGGGGACUUUGACUUCUCAGAUUUUCUAAAUCUGAAAUCUCUGAAUAUUUCUUACAAUUCCCUCUCACAUAUUCCCGCGUCGGUCGUAAAGCUGGACGUAAAAUUGCUUGACUUAAGGGACAACAAGCUGUCUACUAUCCCCUCAGCUCAGGCGAAGACUUUAGCUUCAAAACUUCACACUGUUUUCCUCACAGGAAAUCCAUUCAACUGCUGCCAAACAGAAUGGUUUCGGACAUUUGAAAGAACAAAGACAAUCCAUGUGGUGGGACAGUCAGACAUGGAGUGUACAGAUCUCUUACGAAUCCACAGCAUCCUACAUUCCCGGUUGUUUCUGUGUCAAGAGGAAACCGGGGAAUCUAUGUUUUGGUAUAUUGUCCUUUUUGUUCCCAUCUGUAUUUCUUUGGUGGGCAUUUUAUUGAUUGUGUUCCUUACUAUGAAGCCCAAAGUAAUACACAAGUCGAUCAAAAAGAAAUGUUUUAAGCCAACAUCCUAUUGAUGCUCGAAAACAAACCACAGUUCUGUGAGCACUGACUGAGGGGUCGCUCCUUUGCAUCUUAAAGUUGUUUUUGUUACUACACCACAAUAAGGCGAAACCAUUCUUGUUCAGAGUAAAACUAAACAAGACUCGCUUCACAACAUUUCUAAAUAGGAUUGGGGCUCAACUCAAAACAGAAAAAGGUUAGCAUAUACUUAGCAUGUUGUAUAAGAUUGUAGGAGUGCUCAUAAAAAUCGAUUCAAAUUUGAAGCGCACUUCUUAGUUCUAAAUUGGUUCCUAAUGUUCAAGAAACACACAGUCUACAUGUGCUUUGUGGACUUGGAGAAGGCAUUCGACCGUGUCCCUCGGGAAGUCCCAUCGGACUGUCUGAUUUUGGCGGUCCGCUCCCUGUAUGAUCAGUGUCAGAGCUUGGUCCGCAUUGCCGGCAGUAAGUCGGACACGUUUCCAGUGAGGGUUGGACUCCGCCAAGGCCGCCCUUUGUCACCGAUUCUGUUCAUAACUUUUAUGGACAGAAUUUCUAGGCGCAGUCAAGGCGUUGAGGGGAUCCGGUUUGGUGGCUGCAGGAUUAGGUCUCUGCUUUUUGCAGAUGAUGUGGUCCUGAUGGCUUCAUCUGGCCAGGAUCUUCAGCUCUCGCUGGAUCGGUUCGCAGCCGAGUGUGAAGCAACUGGGAUGAGAAUCAGCACCUCCAAGUCCGAGUCCAUGGUUCUCGCCCGGAAAAGGAUGGAGUGCCAUCUCCGGGUUGGGGAGGAGACCCUGCCCCAAGUGGAGGAGUUCAAGUACCUAGGAGUCUUGUUCACGAGUGAGGGAAGAGUGGAUCGGGAGAUCGACAGGCGGAUCGGUGCGGCAUCUUCAGUAAUGCGGACGCUGUAUCGAUCCGUUGUGGUGAAGAAGGAGCUGAGCCGGAUGUCAAAGCUCUCAAUUUACCGGUCGAUCUACGUUCCCAUCCUCACCUAUGGUCAUGAGCUUUGGGUUAUGACCGAAAGGACAAGAUCACGGGUACAAGCGGCCGAAAUGAGUUUCCUCCGCCGGGUGGCGGGGCUCUCCCUUAGAGAUAGGGUGAGAAGCUCUGUCAUCCGGGGGGAGCUCAAAGUAAAGCCGCUGCUCCUCCACAUCGAGAGGAGCCAGAUGAGGUGGUUCGGGCAUCUGGUCAGGAUGCCACCCGAUCGCCUCCCUCGGGAGGUGUUUAGGGCACGUCCGACCGGUAGGAGGCCACGGGGAAGACCCAGGACACGUUGGGAAGACUAUGUCUGCCGGCUGGCCUAGGAACACCUCGGGAUCCCCCGGGAAGAGCUGGACGAAGUGGCUGGGGAGAGGGAAGUCUGGGCUUCCCUGCUUAGGCUGCUUCCCCCGCGACCCGACCUCGGAUAAGCGGAAGAAGAUGGAUGGAUGGAUGUUCAAGAAACAAUAAAAAAAAUGCAUAAAUACAAUAUACGGUACAGUACAGGCCAAAAGUUUGGACACACCUCAUUCAAUGAGUUUUCUUUAUUUUCAUGACUAUUUACAUUGUAGAUUGUCACUGAAGGCAUCAAAACUAUGAAUGAACACAUGUGGAGUUAUGUACUUAAUAAAAAAAGGUAAAAUAACUGAAAAUAUGUUUUAUAUUCUAGUUUCUUCGAAAUAGCCACCCUUUGCUCUGAUUACGGUUUUGCACACUCUCGGCAUUCUCUUGAUGAGCUUCAAAAGGUAGUCACCUGAAAUGGUUUUCACUUCACAGGUGUCAUAGUUUUGAUGCCUUCAGUGACAACCUACAAUGUAAAUAGUCUUGAAAAUAAAGAAAACACAUUGGAAUGUACUGUAUGUUUAGGAAUGCAUUUUCAAAACAAUGUUUUCAGGCCACCUCAGCGCUUGUUUUGUGUAGACGUCAGCAGUCAAGAGGAGCUUUUGUAACCUGUAAGGUUUUAUCAUUUUUAUCCAAAACAAUUAAGAAUUGUGUUGAAUCGAAUCAUUACCCCAAGAAUCGGAAUCCAAUCGUGAGCUGUAGGAAGAUUCCCGUCACUUUUGGAUUGGUUUUAUAAACAAAUCCUUACAUUUUUCUGGAUGCGGUCCUGGGUUGAAAAAUGUUGAUAUUUUGGAUACUGACAAAUACAUCUGUGACUGUCAAGAAUAAAAUCAACAUUUUGUGGAA